Nycticebus coucang (slow loris) is the source of this 2294-nucleotide messenger RNA. RefSeq names its product syndecan binding protein (gene SDCBP). Bases 568 to 1425 code for a protein of 285 amino acids. Gene Ontology annotation, molecular function: syndecan binding. Gene Ontology annotation, biological process: positive regulation of transforming growth factor beta receptor signaling pathway. The record is from RefSeq and is a predicted model, not a curated record. NCBI's taxonomy places the organism in Eukaryota, Metazoa, Chordata, Mammalia, Primates, Lorisidae. Gene Ontology annotation, cellular component: plasma membrane; cytoplasm. The transcript has 7 exons.
UUCUAGACAUUUUGAUAUCAAUUUCAACAAAAGAAACCCAAAUUAUUCCAGAUUUUCCUGGUUUUGAAGGCUGAAAUUUCAGGACAUCUUUGAAUUUAGCUAACUGCUCAUCAAUUGUUGUACAUAUAUGCAUAUUUUUAAGAUUGGUGAUUCUGUAGUAUUGAAUUUUUGUCAUCCUAAGAUAUUUUUAAUAGCUCAGGUUCAAACAAGCAAAUAAGCAGUAUUUCAAUUUAAACAAUCACAGAUCAUUUUUAAGCAAGGCCAGUAAUAGUGGGUGGUUUGAGAGUGGGUGAGGUCAGGAACUCAGAAAACGAUGAGGUUUACUAUUUCAGGUGAUAUUAUUUGGAAAACUUUGACAUUGCUUUUCCUACUUUAUUAAUCAGUGUUUUGCAGCUAGAAGGCAAAUUAGUUGUUGCAAAGUAUCACACAUAGUAUCUGAGUUGUGAGGACCUUUGAUCUCUGCAUAUAUUUAAAGACUUGAAAGAAGUUGCCCUGAUACAGCUCUGAGGGGAUUGACUGACAAAUGGAAAACUUGAUACCAGGGCAGAAUAGACAAAUCCUGCAAAAAUGUCUCUCUAUCCAUCUCUUGAAGACUUGAAGGUAGACAAAGUAAUUCAGGCUCAGACUGCCUUUUCUGCAAAUCCUGCCAACCCAGCGAUUUUGUCAGAAGCUUCUGCUCCUGUCUCUCAAGAUGGAAAUCUCUAUCCUAAACUGUAUCCAGAGCUCUCUCAGUACAUGGGCCUGAGUUUAAAUGAAGAAGAAAUACGUGCAAAUAUGGUCCUGGUCCCUGGAGCACCAGUUCAGGGGUUGGUAGCAAGGCCUUCUAGUAUGAACUAUAUGGUUGCUCCUGUAACUGGUAAUGAUGUUGGAAUUCGUAGAGCAGAAAUUAAGCAAGGGAUUCGUGAAGUCAUUUUGUGUAAGGAUCAAGAUGGAAAAAUUGGACUUAGGCUUAAAUCGAUAGAUAAUGGUAUAUUUGUUCAGCUGGUCCAGGCUAAUUCUCCAGCCUCUUUGGUUGGUCUGAGAUUUGGGGACCAAGUACUCCAGAUCAAUGGUGAAAACUGUGCUGGCUGGAGCUCUGAUAAAGCACACAAGGUGCUCAAACAGGCUUUUGGAGAGAAGAUUACUAUGACCAUUCGUGACAGGCCCUUUGAACGGACAAUCACCAUGCACAAGGAUAGCAGUGGACAUGUUGGCUUUAUCUUUAAAAAUGGAAGAAUAACAUCCAUAGUCAAAGAUAGUUCUGCAGCCAGAAAUGGUCUUCUCACAGAGCACAACAUCUGUGAAAUCAAUGGGCAGAAUGUCAUUGGAUUGAAGGUGAGGAACAGAUCUCAUGCCUUGUUCUGUCACAGUUUAAUUACAGCAGAUGUCUUUUUUCUUUUGACUGUUUGGGUGGUACUGUUUUCCUAUUGGCCUCCCAAAAUAUAGAAACUUGGUGGGAGAUACAGGCGUGGGACCUGGGCUCUGGCCCUGGCCAGUCACAGGAAUUAUCUGGGCUGUUAUUUGGAGUUAUAAUUCCUAUAAUGACUAAAUGAUCUCUGUGGUCCCUCAGGCUAGAAUUCUAUGGAUACAUAUAAGCAGUGAAGAUUUUGAUGACAUUCUGCAUGUUAUUAGUACUUCGUUUUUAUAGUUUUUUCCCCUUCACAAAUACUUUUUUUUGAGACAGAGUCUCCCUGUUUUCGCCCUCUGUAGAGUGUUGUGGCGUCACAGCUCACAGCAACCCCUAACUCUUUCUUGGGCUCAAGCAAUUGUCUUGCUUCAGCCUCCCAAGUAGCUAGGACUAUAGGUGCCCGCCACAACGCCUGGCUAUUUUUGGUUGUAGUUGGCAUUAUUGUUUGGCAGGCAUGGGCUGGAUUCGGACCCGCCAGCUCUGGUGUAUGUGGCUGACGCCCUAGCUGCUGAGCUACAGGUGCUGAGCCCCUUCACAAAUUCUUAACUAAGUUUGUCUUAAGAUCUAAAGGUUUUAUUUAAUUGAGACCUGCCCAUUUCAUAAAUUUUGGUUUAGACUACAUGGUUAACUGAAAGUAUGUGGUAGUAUUGCAUGUGGAGAAAUUUAAUUUUCAGUAAGGAAAGAUGAAUUUUCUUGUCUAAUACAUUCAACUCAGUUUAGUAAUUUAGUUACCAGGUAUAAAAUUGUGUUUCUAUAGAAUUAAAUUACCAUUUCUGAUCGAAAUGCCAGAGUUAGGAUCUUAGAGAUAUUAGCAAAAUGUAGUGGGGUGUACAAUGUGUAUUUCUUUACCAAGAAUAACAUAAUUUUAUAUUUACUGAAUAUAAAAUUGGAAUUAAUUGUUAACGUG